Messenger RNA from Papilio polytes (common Mormon), 2120 nucleotides. RefSeq names its product nose resistant to fluoxetine protein 6-like. Lineage: Eukaryota; Metazoa; Arthropoda; Insecta; Lepidoptera; Papilionidae. The record is from RefSeq and is a predicted model, not a curated record. The transcript has 14 exons. The coding region runs from base 1 to 2112 and encodes 703 amino acids. Gene Ontology annotation, molecular function: acyltransferase activity, transferring groups other than amino-acyl groups.
AUGCUCUUGUCAAUUGUUGAAGUUAGUGUAUGCAAUGGUAUUGCCUCAAAUAAUGUGAAUAUAAAUGUAUCAAAUUACCCUUUUGAUAGAAAGCUUUACCAAGAUGUAUUGGAUUCUGAGUUAUGUCAAAGACAGUUGCAAUAUUUGACAGGAAACAAUACUGGCUUAAUGUUCCGAUUUCAGGAUGCCAGUGCAAGACUACCUAGAGGAAUAUUACAAGGCAAUUUGGUGGACUUAGGCAAUUUUCAUCAAUGCCUAAACAUAAACGAAGAUGCAGAUAAUAUGCAUAUUAAAGGAAAAUAUUGUAUGACAAGAGUAUUGGCGGAUGAUAAUUCCCAAAUGCUUAAUUUCCUAUCGGAUUGGCCGUCUGGUGAUAUAAAUAAAAGAAUAGAUAAGAUGACGACUGACCGGGUUAAAGAGUAUCUAAAACUGGAACGCAGCUUUCGACCAAUAUUUGGAAUGCCUGAACGUAAUAUAAGGGUUGGUGCAGAUAAUCCUAUGUCACUUGUGCAAUCAGGAUUUGCCAUGUGUAUACCAGCAUCUUGCACAACGGAGGAAGCGUUAACGGCAUUUUUCUUUAACUUCACCGGAACCGGAAUUACUUUGAAUGAAGAUUUUUGCCGCCUCCCAAAUGACAAGCCAUGGGUACCAGCAGAUUAUAUUGCGAUAGUUGUAUUUUCAACUAUUGGACUGCUUGUCAUAUUUAGUACGAUCUACGAUAUUUGGAUGACGUUACUUCUAAAAAAAGAUUCUAAAGAUGUGAGCGUCUUAUAUAGUUCGUUCUCUGUAUAUACCAAUGGCCGACGCUUGCUUACAUUCAAGUCUGGUCCCAAUUCAUUAAACUGCAUUGAUGGUAUCAGAGCUUUAGCAAUGUUCUGGGUCAUCGCUGGCCAUACUAUUUUUUCUGUAGCUUACUGCAUCAAUAGAAUCGACGGUCUGCUUUGGGUACUAUCAAAGAAGGCGUUCUGGAUCACAUCUGCGCCUAUUACUGUUGACACGUUUUUCAUGUUAAGCGGUCUUCUUGUCGUUUAUACUACCGCAGGAAAAUUAAAUAAUGUUCAACUAAUAAAAAAUCUGCCACUUUUCUAUCUGAGUCGCCUUCUCCGGAUGUUCCCGGUCCUCGCUGCCGUGAUCUUGUAUUUAGUGUCAUUCCACAACCGCAUUGCGGACGGUCCUAACUGGAAUGCACCAGCGAUGAACGUGCUCACUUGCAGGCAGUAUUGGUGGUCCGCACUAUUGCAUAUACAGAAUUGGUACAAUCCCAAGGCUAUGUGUCUUGCUGAGACCUGGUAUCUAUCUGUUGAUGUUCAGUUGCACAUAUUGUCACCGAUCAUAUUGUACUGGGUGUUAACUGGCAAAAAACUCUGGGCGUGGAGUGCAUUAACUCUUGGUUUAUUAUCAUCUCUCGCUGCUGCUACUGCAUAUAAUUUUGUUAAAAACUUUCAAUCGGGGUCAUUUUCACAAAAUGAUGAAAUACAAAAAUACCAAAUCUACUAUUACACGAAUACUUUAACUCGCGCAUCGCCUUUCUUCGUGGGAAUGAUAUUCGGUUACAUAUUACAUCUAUGGAAAGGAAGACCAUUACAAGUCAAUAAGAUAAUAACUAGCAUUACUUGGUUAUGUGCACUGUCACUUCUCGGGCUCGUAGUAUACUGCGCACGAUUGAAUGUCGACCAAGACUGGGACAAUCAGUUGGUGGACAACAUUUUAAAUUCCUUCAUGAGACCCGCUUGGGCUUUAGGACUUGGAUGGGUGAUCUUGGCUUGUGUGAAAGGUCACGGAGGUCCAAUAAACUGGUUCCUAUGUCUUGAUGUAUGGAAGUUGCCGGCACGUUUAUCAUACGCGAUGUAUUUAAUACAUUUAACUGUAAUCACUACAAAGUAUUCGGCAGCUAGUCUACAAAAUUACUUUUCUGUAGAAAAUCUGAUAUUUGACAUAACAACAUUCUUGAUCAUUACGAUGAUGGUUGCAUUCGUGGUGACCUUGGUCAUUGAUGCACCAUUCACUACAUUAUUCAAACUUCUUCUGUCUAAAGAUUUUACGACAAAAACACAAAAAACAGCAGUUUUAAAAGAAGUAUCAGAUACAGAUCCGAAUGUAACGGAUCAAUAAGUUGAAAC